Molecule: messenger RNA, 5646 nt
Organism: Pseudopodoces humilis (Tibetan ground-tit)
Lineage: Eukaryota; Metazoa; Chordata; Aves; Passeriformes; Paridae
Gene: ADAMTSL1
Product: ADAMTS like 1
Biological process (GO): extracellular matrix organization
Cellular component (GO): extracellular matrix
Source: RefSeq, a predicted model, not a curated record
AUGGAGUGCUGCCGCUGGACAACCGCUGGCACCUUGCUCCUAGCUUCCCUCAUCCUGAGCUCCAGAACAGCUCGCUCAGAGGAAGACCGAGACUCACUGUGGGAUGCCUGGGGCUCGUGGAGCGAAUGCUCACGCACCUGUGGAGGAGGGGCUUCAUAUUCACUGCGACGCUGCCUGAGCAGCAAGACCUGUGAAGGGCGAAACAUCCGGUACAGGACAUGCAGCAAUGUGGACUGCCCACCAGAAGCAGGUGAUUUUCGUGCCCAGCAGUGCUCUGCUCACAACGACGUCAAGUACCAGGGGCAGCUGUAUGAGUGGCUUCCCGUGACUAACGACCCUGACAACCCAUGCUCACUGAAGUGCCAGGCCAGAGGAACAGCUCUGGUUGUGGAGCUGGCACCAAAAGUUCUGGAUGGGACACGGUGCUACACUGAAUCCCUGGACAUGUGCAUCAGUGGCUUGUGCCAAAUUGUUGGCUGUGACCACCAGCUGGGAAGUGCUGUCAAGGAAGAUAACUGUGGGGUCUGCAAUGGAGAUGGGUCCACCUGCCGGCUAGUUCGAGGCCAGUAUAAGUCCCAGCUCUCUGCAAGUAAAUUGGAUGAUACAGUGGUUGCUAUUCCCUAUGGAAGCCGACAAGUUCGUUUCGUGCUGAAAGGACCCGAUCAUUUAUAUUUGGAAACUAAGACUCUCCAAGGUGUGAAGAGUGAAAACAGCCUCAGCACCACUGGCUCCUUCCUUGUAGAAAAUUCUAGCAUUGACUUCCAGAAGUUUCCUGACAAGGAGAUCUUAAGAAUAUCUGGGCCUCUCACUGCAGACUUUACUAUCAAGAUCCAUUAUGCUGGUGCUGCUGACAGUUCAGUCCAGUUCAUCUUCUACCAGCCUAUCAUUCAUAGAUGGAGGGAAACUGAUUUUUUCCCUUGUUCAGCAUCCUGUGGUGGAGGUUAUCAGCUGACAUCUGCUGAGUGCUUUGAUCUGAGAAGCAAUCGGGUAGUAGCAGAUCAAUACUGUCACUAUUAUCCUGAAAAUAUCAAGCCAAAGCCUAAACUUCAAGAGUGUAAUCUGGAUCCUUGUCCUGCAAGAUGGGAAAGUUCACCCUGGACUGCCUGUUCCUCCUCCUGUGGAGGGGGCAUUCAAAGCCGCAGCGUCUCCUGUGUGGAAGAAGACAUUCAGGGGCACAUCAGCCCCGUGGAAGAAUGGAAAUGCAUGUAUACUCCAAAGAUGCCUGUUGUCCAGCCUUGCAAUAUAUUUGACUGUCCAAAGUGGCUUGCUCAAGAAUGGUCUCCGUGCACUGUGACCUGUGGACAAGGACUCAGAUACCGUGUGGUCCUUUGCAUUGAUCACCGGGGGAUGCAUACAGGAGGCUGUAGUACUAAAACAAAGCCACACAUUAAAGAAGAAUGUGUUGUACCCACUCCUUGCUACAAGCCCAAAGAGAAACUUCCUGUGGAAGCAAAGUCACCAUGGUAUAAGCAGGCUCAAGAGCUGGAGGAAGGAACAGCCGUAUCUGAAGAACCCUCGUUUAUUCCUGAGGCUUGGUCCACCUGUAGUGUCACCUGUGGAGUAGGCAGCCAGAUGCGGCUUGUGAAAUGUCAGGUGCUCCUCUCUUUCUCUCAGUCUGUGGCGGAUCUGCCCAUCGAUGAAUGUGAAGGUCCCAAACCUGUGUCUCAGAGAGCCUGUUACAGUGGUCCCUGCAGUGGGGAGGCAACUGACUACACCCCAGAGGAGACUCAGCUUUUGUAUGGCAGCUUGCAGGAGUUUGAUGAGCUCUAUGAUUGGGAAUAUGAAGGCUUUACAGAGUGCUCAGAGUCCUGUGGAGGAGGUGUCCAGGAGGCUGUGGUGACCUGUCUGAACAAACAAACUAGGGAGCUUGCAGACGAAGCACUGUGUGUUAGCAGCCGUCGUCCUCCACAGCUGCUGAAGGCCUGUAGCCUGGACCCCUGCCCCCCAAGAUGGGAGAUUGGGAAUUGGAGCACUUGCAGUCUUACCUGUGGGGUUGGUUUGCAGACACGAAAUGUCUUCUGUUCUCAUCUGCUAUCAAGAGAGACCAAUGAGACCGUGAUUUUGGCAGAUGAGUUGUGCUCUAAACCCAAGCCAUCCCUCGUGCAAGCCUGUAAUCGCUUUGACUGCCCACCCUCCUGGUAUCCUACAGAAUGGCAAGAGUGUUCACAGACCUGUGGUGGUGGUGUCCAGAAGCGAGAUACACUUUGUAAGCAGCGCCUGGCAGAUGGAAGCUUGUUAGAGCUGCCAGAAUCCUUCUGCUCCAUGCCAAGGACCGUUACACAACAAGCCUGCAAAAACGAGGAUUGUCCCAAUGAGUGGCUUCUCUCUGACUGGACACAGUGUUCAGUAAGCUGUGGAGAAGGCACACAGAGCCGAAAUGCUAUUUGCAGAAAGAUGCUGAAAACUGGGGACUUUGUUAUCAUCAAUUCCUCACUCUGCCUCCCUUUGCCAUUCUCAUCCUUGAUCAGGCCUUGUUUACUGAGCCCCUGUGCAAGGCACAACAGACCAGCUCAUAAGCAAAGCCCCCAUAUUAUGGCUGUAAAGCAAGUUUACAUCCAGACAAGGAAGCAGAAGAAACUGCAUUUCAUUGUGGGUGGACAUGCCUACCUGCUGCCCAAAACUUCUGUUAUCCUCCGAUGCCCUACCAGGAGGUUCCGGAAGUCAAUGAUCACUUGGGAGAAGGAUAACAAGAGGCUUGUCAGCUCGUCUCACAUCACGAUUGCACCCUAUGGCUACAUGAAAAUCCAUCAUCUGAAGCCUUCAGAUGCUGGGACAUACACCUGCACAGCAGGGCCAGCCCGGGAGCAUUUCAUAAUUAAAUUGAUUGGAAGCAACAAGAAGAUCAUUGCUGGGCAGCCAGCUGGUGUUAGGGAGGAAGAAGUCAUGAGAAAGGCCGGCUUAAAUGAUGCCUUGCGCACAGAGGAUAAACAGUUCAAUGGGAUUUUCUUCAAUGGUAGCAAGGCUGAGAAGCGAGGGCACCUUGCUAACCCCAGCAGAUGGUAUGACAAUAUUGUCUCAAGGCUGCUACAGCUCAGGGGCUGGCCAGGGGAAAAUUUGGAGUCCUGGGAAGCCCAGGAGUCCAUGGAGAGAAAUGCAUCCUCAGAAGAGGACCAGAGCCGGGAGCAUAGCCUGCCAUUUACUAUGGUCACAGAGCAGAAACGCUUCGAUGAUAUAAUAAGGAAUUUGUCACAACAACCUGAGGAGCUUAAAGAUAUUUACACUGAGCAUCUUGUUGUGCAGUUGGCUCAGGAGAUUUUCAAGAGCUACUUGGAGCACCAGGAAUUUGUCCUCAAAGCAUCAAGGCGAAAAGUUGAUUCAGCCUCCGUGGAGUACCCUCUCCACAGACGUGUUUCUGGAUUUACCAGCUCCCUGAGGACAUCAUCUGCUGAAACAUUUAUUCCCACCUCUGUAAACCUGGCAAAUGGCUUAUACAGGCCUCAUCAAAAGCCUGCCAUCCUCCGAAAGAUUUCAGCAGCACAACAACUUUCUGCUUCAGAGGUUGUCACCCACCUGGGACAGACAGUGGUCCUAGCGAGUGGCACACUGAGUGUGCUGCUUCACUGUGAAGCAGUGGGAAACCCAAAGCCCACCAUCAGCUGGGCUAAGAAUGGAGAGGAAGUGAAAUACAAUGAUAGGUUGCUCCUUCAGCCUGAUGACUCCUUACAGAUUCUAGCACCCGUGGAAUCUGAUGUGGGUUUCUAUGCUUGCAAUGCAUCCAAUGCCCUGGGAUCUGACUCUGUCUCCAUUGCUGUCACCCUAGCAGGAAAGCCACUGAUAAAGGCAUCAAGAGCUACCAUGAUUAACACUGAAUCACCUGCUGUCACUGUUGAUAUUGGAAGCAUGCUGAAAACAAUCCAGAAAGCAAAUGUUAGCAUUAACUGCCAGGUCGCAGGUGUUCCUGAAGCAAAAGUUACUUGGUUUAAGAACAAGGUCAAGCUGUCCUCAACUCACCAUCUGCAUGAUGGUUUGCUGUUAAUACCAAAUGUUUCUCUAUCAGAUCAGGGGUUAUACUCCUGCAAGGCAGCCAAUCUUCAUGGGGAAAUAACUGAAAGUUCCCAGCUGUUGGUUCUUGAGCCUCCACGACCUCUUCCUUACCUAGAAGAGUUGACAGCAGUGCUUAGCAGUGCUGGGCCCAACACCCAUUCAGUGCUGACUUCUCCUUCAGGAACAAAAUUGACUGUCAGUCCAGGGAGCUCUGCUCUCAUAGGUUGUGCUGUCGAUGGACAUCCAACCCCAAACAUCACCUGGCUUUACUCUGGUGAGCCUCUCAGUCUGCAACAUCAACUCCUGGCAGCAGGACGGAUUCUUGAGAUAGCCAAUGUCAGUGAUUUCACUGAUGGUGAAUUCAGCUGCCUUGCUCAGAAUGAGGCUGGCUCGCUCACACAAGUAACGUCCCUGGCUAUACAAGAGUACCGGUGGUCGGUGGACAAACUGACGGCUUGUUCGGCUUCCUGCGGCCACAGAGGGCUGCAGCUGCCCCAGCUGACGUGCUUACUGGAUGGGGCCGAAGUCAACGCAUCCUACUGCAGAGAGACACCCAAGCCAUCUCUGCAGCCCAUCGCGUGCAACAGGAGGGACUGCCCUUCACGGUGGAUGGUAACAUCCUGGUCUCCUUGCACACGGAGCUGUGGCGGAGGCAUACAGAUGCGUCGAGUGACAUGCCAGCGCCUGACAGCGAAAGGCAGCUCUGUCCCUAUGUCAAACGAGGCUUGUGCCCAGGUGUCCAAGCGCCCUGUGGACACACAGAACUGUAACAAGCAGCCCUGUGUUGAGUGGGCAGCCUCCUCCUGGGGCCAGUGUAAUGGGCCUUGCAUUGGACCACGACUGGCUGUACAGCACAGACAGAUAUUUUGCCAGACCAAAGAUGGGACUUCUGUGUCAUCUGAUCAAUGCAGUUCUUUACCAAGGCCAUUCAGCACCCAGAACUGCUGGACUGAUGUCUGUGGUGUGCACUGGAGAGUCAGCCUAUGGACCGUCUGCACGGCUACAUGCGGAAAUUACGGCUUCCAGUCGCGGCGUGUGGACUGCGUGCACAUCCGCACCAACAAGCCCGUGAUGGAGCACCACUGCUCCUGGAGGCCAAGACCAGCAAACUGGCAGCGCUGCAACAUCACACCCUGUGAAAAUGUGGAGUGCAGAGAUACCACAAGGUACUGUGAGAAAGUGAAGCAGCUCAAACUCUGCCAGCUCACCCAAUUUAAGUCACGUUGCUGUGGGACUUGUGGAAAAUCUUGAAGACAGACGAAAUGAAAAUGGAGGAACAAGGGGAUCACAGCCUUUUCUUCACUGAAAAAAGGCUUUUGCAGAAAAUACAGAUGGAUGGAAUGAUCUUUUUCAUUUUAUUUAUUUAUUUCCCUUUAAAAAAAAAAUCCAACCCUUUAACAAAUCAUUGUUGUAAAGGGACUCGACAAGUUUUCCCUUCUAUGAAUCUGGGAGACGGAAUGCAGAUAAACGUGGUCAUGAGGGUAGACCAGAAAAAGUCAAAGAGAUCCAUGACACCAAGAGAUGGGUAUGAGAGGAGUGGGGCUUCCCCUCAAUCUGUGUACAUGCCUGUGGGACACACCAAGAGACAGGUGAGGAAGAGGACCAGAGUCAAAACCUAGCAUCAUGUUACAGAAUCACAGGACCAUCAAGGUCAAAAGAGAU